AAAAAACCGUAUGCCUUAUCCUUCGUUUCUUCCUUCCUGCUUUCUCUCUUCCCUUUCACUCCUUCACCGCUACAACCCACGCCGGCACAACCUCUCCGUCGCAGUCGCCCGCCGGCACGCCUCUGUCGCCGUAGUUGUUUUCAUUUCCUCAUUCCCUCCCUGCUGCAACCACGCCGGCACGCACGACUACCGCAUUCUUCUGUUCGUCGACCGUGGUCUACACUCUGUCUUCAGCAACCUCUCUCUCCCUCGUUCGCAGCACACACAAUUUCAUGGCAUCUCAGGUUGUCCGUGAGUGGAUUGGAAUUAACAAGUUUGCAAUGGCUACACAAGACAAAUUACUUGAGUUGCUGGGAAAACUGAAGCAGAAUGUCAACACAUUGACAAUACUUGUAAUGGGGAAGGGUGGGGUUGGAAAAUCAUCCACUGUGAAUUCCCUUAUUGGUGAAAGAGCUGUAUCUGUUAGUCCUUUUCAGUCAGAAGUGCCAAGGCCUGUGAUGGUUUCUCGCUCAAGGGCUGGAUUUACAUUAAACAUCAUUGAUACACCGGGCAUCAUAGAAGGAGGUUAUAUCAAUGACCAGGCUCUUGAGAUCAUAAAACGCUUUCUUUUGAAUAAGACCAUAGAUAUUCUUCUCUAUGUGGACCGGUUGGAUGCAUAUAGAGUAGAUAACUUGGAAAAGCAGGUUAUUAAGGCCAUAACAGACAGCUUCGGUAAAGCAAUAUGGAAUAGGGCUUUGGUCGUUCUCACUCAUGCCCAAUUUUCCCCACCAGAUGGAUUGCCAUAUGAUGAAUUUGUUUCCAGAAGAUCAGAAGCUCUACUGAAAACUGUCCGAUCUGGUGCCUCUAUCAACAAAAAUGAUAUCCAGGGGUCGAAGAUUCCAGUUGUUUUGGUUGAGAACAGUGGACGGUGCAACCAGAAUGAGAAAGAUGAAAAGGUUCUUCCAAAUGGGAUUGCUUGGAUUCCUCACUUGGUUGAGACAAUCACCACAGUGGUGUUGAAUGGAAGCAAGUCUAUUUGUGUUGAUAAAAAGUUGAUCGAAGGCCCAAACCCCAAUCAGAGGGGGAAGUUGCUGAUUCCCUUUAUUUUUGCACUCCAAUAUCUCUUCGUUGUCAAACCUAUCGAGCGAGCAAUAAGAAGUGAUAUAUCAAAAGAAAGUAGACCGUCGUGGGAGAUGCGUGAUACGAGCUUGUCCAGCCGCAAGUACUGAUUUGACCACAUAAAUAUCCUCAACGAUCGAAGUUUGGUGAGUUAAUCUAUGAGUCUUUUGUUCGUGUUGAGAUUAGACCUUGUCGCGUUUUUGUAGAAGUUUGAAUCUAAAGAUAACUGAGUUUCUGUAAGUGAAUUCGUAUACGCUGCCAACCCUCAGCUCGGAUACUCAUAAUUAGUUAGAAAAUUGUCUCUUUCCUUUCGUUUU
This is a messenger RNA of Benincasa hispida (wax gourd), 1415 nucleotides long. RefSeq names its product translocon at the outer envelope membrane of chloroplasts 34 (gene TOC34). Lineage: Eukaryota; Viridiplantae; Streptophyta; Magnoliopsida; Cucurbitales; Cucurbitaceae. Gene Ontology annotation, molecular function: protein-transporting ATPase activity; GTP binding. The record is from RefSeq and is a predicted model, not a curated record. Gene Ontology annotation, cellular component: chloroplast outer membrane. Gene Ontology annotation, biological process: intracellular protein transport.